This is a messenger RNA of Cucurbitaria berberidis CBS 394.84, 1704 nucleotides long. RefSeq lists its product as uncharacterized. Gene Ontology annotation, biological process: mitochondrion organization. The coding region runs from base 91 to 1593 and encodes 500 amino acids. The transcript has 2 exons. Gene Ontology annotation, molecular function: lipid binding. The record is from RefSeq and is a predicted model, not a curated record. NCBI's taxonomy places the organism in Eukaryota, Fungi, Ascomycota, Dothideomycetes, Pleosporales, Cucurbitariaceae. Gene Ontology annotation, cellular component: ERMES complex.
CAACAACCUUGUUUGGUCAAUCUACGACAGCAUCGUCCUCUGACACAAGAUGAAUUUGCGCAGCCGAUAGCAGCAAUCACACACACAGCCAUGGCCAAACCAGUUCCAUCGCCGACACCACAGCCGGUGGAUCAAGGUGGCUCAUCGCUCUCCUUCACACAAGGCUUCCUUCUCGGCCAACUCUCUAUCGCCCUUCUGAUCUUCUUCUUCAUAAAGUUCUUCAUCUUCGGCGAACCGCCAUCCGCUGACGACCGCUCGCUGCACCUCAAUUCGCUCCGCCGCGCACGAACCCUCGCCCACCAGCAGUCCAUCACAUCAUUGAAGACGCGCGCAAACUCGACAUCCCUCUCCUUGCGACACCAGCCCUCGCGGAGCAUUAUAAGGAAAGGCGAGGAGAGUAGAGGCGGCCCCAGCAUUGCGACGAUUCUGGCCAAGACGUAUUACAAUGUCAAGGGCCAUCAGCCAGAAAGCUUGGAUUGGUUCAAUGUACUCAUUGCGCAGACGAUUGCGCAAUUGAGGGCGGAUGCGAGACAGGAUGGCGCAGUCCUCACAUCACUGACCGAGGUGCUGAACUCGGGGAGCAAACCAGACUGGAUUGGAGAGAUUCGCGUCACAGAGAUUGCCUUGGGCGACGAGUUCCCCAUCUUCAGCAACUGCAGAGUGAUGCCUGCCGAGGAUGGCUUUUGGUAUGGACCAGGAGGCACGGGGAAUGAGGAGGGACGACUGCAGGCGAGGAUAGAUGUCGAUUUGAACGAUGUGAUUACAAUUGGUGUGGAGACGACCCUCAACUUGAACUGGCCGAAGCCCAUGUCUGCUGUCCUGCCUGUCACGCUCGUAGUGAGCAUCGUCCGCUUCUCAGGAACAUUGGCUGUAUCCUUCAUACCUUCUUCCUCCCCGCAAGCGGCCGCUACAUCGCCAACAUCAAAUACGAGCCCAAGCUCCGAUCCAGAUCGCCCCACCUCAUCCUCAUCCAACGCGCCUCCUCAUCGACCAACCACGCUAGCCUUUACAUUUUUAGACGAUUACCGACUCGAUCUCACCGUCCGCUCCCUCGUCGGCUCGCGUUCCCGCCUCGAAGAUGUGCCCAAGAUUGCACAGCUCAUCGAGUCCCGCGUACACGCCUGGUUCGACGAGCGCGCCGUGGAGCCACGCUUCCAACAAAUUGUCCUCCCUUCGUUAUGGCCUCGCAAACACAACACCAGAGGCGGAGCUACAGACGACGCAGACGUUGCAGUAGAAGAUGAUGGCUUUGAUGUCGGAGACGCCAUACAACCAGGAGGCGUGGGUGCAAGAGCGGAACCAACAUCCUUCAUACCCACGUCGGCAACGGCCUCGACGCUCGAAGCGCGCAUAGAAGCCGAGGGUGCACUUUUACGCGAAGCAGAGGUCAAAGCUGGGGAGCGGCGACCCGGUGCCUUGGGCUUAGCACAAGAGCGGACCAACAGUAGAAAUGACAGCAUGGAAGGCAUGCGGCGGAGAGGCGACCAGAGAGGCGACCAGAGAGGCAGACCAGCAGAGCAAACUAGACCGCGGCUCACGAGUAGAAUCAGCGGAGGAUUGCCUGGGGCCAUGCCGGGUGCCAUGCCACGAUGAUGAUAGAUAACGUUCCACAUGCCCUUGUAUAUAAGUGUACAAUAUAGGCCCACCAGCGGCAUUCUCUCUUGCAUAGCAUAUACGAAAAGACCACUCAAGUUGCGAUCAGAC